Acomys russatus (golden spiny mouse) is the source of this 1872-nucleotide messenger RNA. It is a transcript of the gene Hacd3, whose product is annotated as 3-hydroxyacyl-CoA dehydratase 3. Bases 174 to 1262 code for a protein of 362 amino acids. Gene Ontology annotation, molecular function: 3-hydroxyacyl-CoA dehydratase activity. The transcript has 11 exons. Gene Ontology annotation, cellular component: endoplasmic reticulum membrane. The record is from RefSeq and is a predicted model, not a curated record. Lineage: Eukaryota; Metazoa; Chordata; Mammalia; Rodentia; Muridae. Gene Ontology annotation, biological process: fatty acid elongation; very long-chain fatty acid biosynthetic process; sphingolipid biosynthetic process.
GUCCUCACUGCGCAAGCGCGGGCCGCGAGCGUGGGGCAUCUCGAGACAGCCGGACUGCUGGCUGCGGAGCGUGGGGGGUUUGCGGCCUGCGUUCCGCCAGCUCCAGCGGCUCACAGGCCGAGGUAACGAGGCGCAGUAAGCCGAGCCUCCCUGCUCCCCGGUCAGCGUGGGCCAUGGAGACUCAGGUGCUGACGCCGCACGUCUACUGGGCUCAGCGACACCGCGAGCUGUACCUGCGCGUGGAGCUGAGUGACGUGCAGAAUCCUGCCAUCAGCAUCACCGAAAAUGUGCUCCAUUUCAAAGCUCAGGGACAUGGUGCCAAAGGAGACAAUGUUUAUGAAUUUCACCUGGAGUUCUUAGACCUCGUGAAGCCGGAGCCAGUGUACAGGCUCACCCAGAGGCAGGUGAACAUCACAGUCCAGAAGAAGGUGAGUCAGUGGUGGGAGAGGCUCACCAAGCAGGAGAAGCGGCCCCUGUUCUUGGCCCCUGACUUCGACCGCUGGCUGGAUGAGUCUGAUGCGGAAAUGGAGCUGAGAGCCAAGGAGGAAGAACGCCUAAAUAAACUCAGACUAGAAAGUGAAGGCUCCCCUGAAACUCUUACAAGCUUGAAGAAAGGGUACCUGUUCAUGUAUAACCUGGUGCAGCUCCUCGGCUUCUCCUGGAUCUUUGUCAACCUGACAGUGCGGUUCUUUAUUUUGGGAAAAGAGUCCUUCUACGACACGUUUCACACCGUGGCCGACAUGAUGUACUUCUGCCAGAUGCUGGCACUAGUGGAAACCCUCAAUGCCGCGAUUGGUGUCACGAGUUCCCCAGUGCUGCCUACUCUCAUCCAGUUUCUUGGAAGAAAUUUUAUUCUGUUUAUCGUCUUCGGCACCAUGGAAGAAAUGCAAAACAAAGCUGUGGUUUUCUUUGUGUUUUAUUCAUGGAGUGCAAUUGAAAUUUUCAGGUACCCCUUCUACAUGCUUGCCUGCGUCGACAUGGACUGGAAGGUGCUCACGUGGCUUCGCUACACUGUGUGGAUCCCCUUGUACCCCCUGGGAUGCUUGUCAGAAGCUGUGGCAGUGAUCCAGUCCAUUCCAGUGUUCAACGAGUCAGGACGGUUCAGUUUCACUUUGCCGUAUCCAGCGAAGGUGAAAGUCAGAUUCUCCUUCUUCCUUCAAGCUUACCUUGUGAUGUUAUUUUUAGGGUUAUAUAUUAAUUUUCGUCACCUUUAUAAACAGCGCAGGCGGCGGUAUGGACAAAAAAAGAAAAAGCUCCACUAAAGAGAAAUUUGGUAGCUUUAUUUGAGCUGAUUCUAUUAUUCUUACUGUUUUACCUUCUUGUACUGAUGUAAAUGUGUUUUGUUUGUUUGUUUUUUUUUAAAGUAAGGCUGUCUCCUUUCCCAGUAACAUUCCUGAAUUUACUGUCUUAUCUUAGUGUUGUACUUGCAUGACAAGGGUCUCUGGUAUCUGACAACAGGUUCACUCUUGUGUACUUAGCCACAGGGACUGGCCGACACCUCCUCACGGCUGUGCUCUUCCCUGCAGCACUGUCUAUCUUCACAGUUAGGGCUUGGUCUUUCUGCUAUUGCUUGUGAAAAAUGAAAAAACAAGACUACAUUUUUCCAUUGAACAUUGUCAAAAGCGACCCAGGCAGGACCGAGUAUAUAUUAUACCCAAGCCAUUACUUGUGUAGUGGGGUACCACUGGCUUUUUGAAAAUCAGGUGAGCUUGGUCACUGAUAAAACAUUUUGAGUCAGAGUAGGGCUAGAGAACUCAUCGUAUUUGAUGUCUUUUGGCCUAAAGAUAUUGAUGACUCAGUACUUACCAAGCACUGAAGAGGCAGAGUGAUUUAGAGAAAGCAAUUAGAACCUGGGAACACCAUGAAUACUUC